Molecule: messenger RNA, 2420 nt
Organism: Hymenoscyphus albidus
Lineage: Eukaryota; Fungi; Ascomycota; Leotiomycetes; Helotiales; Helotiaceae
Source: the annotation of a GenBank genome assembly
AUGAAAUUAAUAAGUCUGAUCCUGAUUGCUGGAAUGGGCGUUCACGCCUGUGAAAGAAAUCGCCAAUUCCACAAUCAGCAUACACAAUUCAAACGGGAAGAUGUGAAUGCUACUUUCCCACCAAUCCUUGACGCGAAUGAGCAGAUCUUGGUGGAUUCAUUUGAUAAUACCUCGAUAUCAACAUGGUCGUAUUACUUCAGUGUGUUGUUCCUUAUCUGUGGUGUGUAACACAAAAACUAAUCGUAGAUAGCUCAUGGACGGGUCGUUGCGGGGGAAAACAAAACAAUGGCAGAGUGGACGGCUGAGCAGUGGGCUAAAUAUGGGUUCAAAACAAGGCUAGACGAAUAUUGUGAGAGCCUUCACUUGAACAAAUCUUCAUAAAACAAGUAUUGAUUCUUUUUGAGAUGUUUACUUAAACUAUCCUGUUGAGCAAUCACUGGAGCUCACUUACCUCAAUGGGAGUACAUUCAAAGCAACAUUUAAAGAAGAUGUUCUUGACGAGGACGAAACCACAAGUUAUGCUUCAUCCUUAUUUGAGUGUUUCCUUUAAUUGAUCUUUUGCAGUUACCCCAAUCGAGUUCCAGCUUUUCAUGGGUACUCAUUUUCAGGCAAUGCUUCAGGAGAAUACGUCUACGUUGGUAAGCACAGUGCACCACUACAACCCGUCAAAAUCUAACAAGAAUCCAGGGCGUGGACGAAAAGAAGACUUUGAGCAACUCAAACGCCUAGGUGUAGAUCUAAAAGGUAAAAUCGCACUCGCAAGAUACGGCGGCCCGUUUAGAGGCAUCAAAGUCAAAAACGCCCAAAACAAUGGAAUGGUUGGGGCAAUAGUCUUCACCGAUCCUGUUGAUGAUGGGAACGUAACGGAAGCGAAAGGUGUGCUUGCAUAUCCGAAGGGACCCGCACGAAAUCCUACGAGUAUUCAGAGAGGAAGUGUGCAAUUUCUUUCUGAAUAUGCAGGAGAUCCUACCACCUUGGGAUAUCCAUCGAAAGAAGACUCGCCAAGAUUGACACCAACUAACCUAGCACAUAUCCCAUCACUUCCUCUCUCUUGGAUUGAAGCGCAGCCUAUUCUUCAGGCUCUUGAUGGGUGUGGAACGGAUGGAGAGAGUGUGGGCCGUGAAAAUUGGAUUGGCGCGAUUCCAAAUGUAAAUUAUAGUACUGGUCCAGCACCUGGAGUAACUUUGUCCAUGAACAAUGUCAUGGAAGACAAAAUAACUCCGAUUUGGAAUGUAAUUGGGAUAAUCAAUGGUACAAAUGAGGAUGAGGUAGUGAUUGUUGGAAACCAUCGGGAUGCUUGGGUAGUCGGUGGAGCAGGUGAGUUUGUCUCUCAACUAAGAGAAUAUCCCUUAACAGGUUCCAUAGCCGAUCCACAUUCUGGAUCAGCAAUCGUGAUUGAGCUAGCAAAGGCGUUUGGUUCCUUACUCAAAACGGGAUGGAAACCAAAACGUACUAUUAUCCUAGCAUCAUGGGACGCAGAAGAGUACGGACUCGUUGGCUCUACCGAAUGGGUUGAGGAGUACGUUCCCUGGCUGAAAGAACGUGCGAUAGCCUAUCUCAACAUUGAUGUUGGAAUCUCGGGUCCUAUACCAGAUUUCUCUGCUACACCAGAUCUUCAUAAGAUCACGACCUCUGUCGGAAAAAAGAUUGUCUGGCCGACAACUGAAAACCGCACGCUGUACGAUGUAACUUCAGACUAUUUUGGAGAACAGCCAUACGAGGUGCUAGGAAGUGGUAGCGACUACACUGCCUUCGUGCACAGCGGAAUCGCGUCCAUUGAUACAGGAUCUACCCGAGGCCCAGAUGCCCCAGUUUACCACUACCAUUCAAACUUCGAUUCCUACCAUUGGAUGUCCACAUUCGCCGAUCCAGGAUUUAAGUUCCAUAAAGCCAUGGGGCAGUUCCUCACGCUAUACCUGUAUCAUAUGGUAAAUGACGACUCCGUGCCUCUUGACCCCGCAAACUAUGGCCUGGAAAUGCGAGUGUAUUUCGAAGACCUACAGUCAGACCUUAAAUCAAUCAACAUCACAUUAGACAUCACCGCAAUCGAUGACGCUAUCUCGACUUUCGAAGAAUCAGCCCAGCAAUUCAAUAACCUGCGUGACAUGGCCACAUCUCUCAAUCAUUCCAAGGUGCUAACAGAGUUAAACCACAAAGCUCGUGACUUUUCUCGAGGCUUCCUCAAUGAAGAAGGUUCCGCCGGACGCCCUUUUUUCAAGAACCUCAUAUUUGCUCCUGGCACUGAUACUGGAUAUGCCCCGGUCAUCUUCCCAGGUGUGUCGGAAGCUGUAGAUGCUGGGGAUUUUGCUUUGGCUGCCGAGUUUGUUAAGAAAACAGCUGAUGCAAUUCUAGCCGCAUCUGAUAUUCUCAGACCAGGUCUAGUGGGAAGAGGACUUGGUGGAGUGCCAAUCUUGGAGUGA